AUGUUCCGACGUAGAUUUCGUAUGCAUCGUCCUCUUUUCUUUCGAAUUGUGGACGCAGUCGCUGCGCAAGACCAAUACUUUCAACAACGACCAUACGCAACUGGGAAGCUAGGUGCCUCCACUCUUCAGAAAUGCACAGCAGCAUUGAGGUGUCUAGCAUAUGGAUCAGCAUCUGACGCAGUCGACGAGUACAUCAAAAUUGCUGAAUCAACUGCAAAGGAGUGCCUUGUGCACUUUGUGCAAGGAAUUCGAAAAGCUUUUACGACCGAGUACUUAAGGAGGCCUACAGUAACCGACUUGCAACGCCUCUGA
Beta vulgaris subsp. vulgaris (sugar beet) is the source of this 312-nucleotide messenger RNA. RefSeq lists its product as uncharacterized. Lineage: Eukaryota; Viridiplantae; Streptophyta; Magnoliopsida; Caryophyllales; Amaranthaceae. The transcript has a single exon. The record is from RefSeq and is a predicted model, not a curated record. Bases 1 to 312 code for a protein of 103 amino acids.